AUGAGAAAUAGAAGACUGAAAAAAACCAUCGUCGAAUUGAAUUUUUUUCAAAGUAAUAUCACGGAUGAGCAAACUAUUCGUCGACAACGAUACGCAACCCGCGUCUAUAUCAUUUUGUAUGCUCUGACUGUUUUUGGUAUCGGCCUAUUUGCUGCCUUUAGUCCACAAUCAAUCAAUGACGUCGUAUACUUUCCAACAAAUCUUCAAUUUAACAAAUUGAUGAGAAAAUAUUCGACUACAAUUCAAUGUUUAUGUUCAAAAAUUGGUAUCGCUUAUGAAACAUUUGUACAUGUUGAUGUUCAAUUUCAUCAAGUUUGUUCAAGUCGUUUUGUUCAGAAAACUUGGAUCGAUUCAAUUAUGCAACAACAAUAUCAACAGUCUAAUAUUCGAUAUCAUUUAGCGUAUUUUUGGCAAAUUAUCGCUGAUUUUUGUCAUAUAAGUAAUCAAACAUGGAUUGAUAUUGUCAUCAAUUUUGGUCAAUCGUAUAUUCUCAGUCCAAUAGCACUCAAUGAACAAGUUGUUCAAAGUCAAACUAAGAUGGCACUUUAUAAUUCGAUCUCAUUAGCUAAAACUAUUCUCAAACGUGAUUUACUUGUGAUUCAACGAACUACCAUCGAAAAUCAGUUCAUAUCUGGUCUGACAACAAAUUUCUAUUUAGGUUAUUUAUCAAAUACUUCUCAAUCUAGUCAUGAUCCACAAAUGAUACCAAGAAUAUACAACAAUUGUUCUUGUUUAAAUCGGCAUGGUUGUCCACAUUCAGUUGUGAUUAAUACGAAUUCUAAUGACUCGAUUCCUGGAAUGAUUGCUGACUGUUACAUGACUGAUGCAACAUUACGUUCAACACUUGAAUGUUAUUAUAAUUCCACAUGCUUUUCUCAAUUACAUCAACAAUUAAGUGUCGGGAUAGAAUUAUUAUCUGGUAAAGCAAAUAAAUAUUUUUUGACAAAUUCAACAGUACAGAUGCUGAUUGAUGAUAUUAUGAUUGAUGAUUUGAAUAUUAAGAUUUUGUUCGAAUCAUUUUAUCAACAAUGUCGACCAGCUCGAUGUUUUUACAGUUAUACAAAAUACUUCUCACUGAUCUAUAUCACCAUGACCAUUAUCGGUAUGUUUGGUCCAAGUGCAUUCAUACUGAAAUUGCUGGUGCAUUUUGUCGUGAAAUUUCUAUCACGUGAUAAAAACCAAGAGGCCAAUACGAACGAACGAUCGUUAGGAAUGAUAAUGCGUCUUUAUCAAUAUCUCAUAAAAUUUUUUGACUAUAUUCGAUGUUUGCCAACCAAAGUCUUUCAACUUCUAAGCACUUUAAAUCUCUUUUCAACACAACAACAAGACACAGAAACAACUGACGAUAUUGAACAAGGACGAAUUUUAACACGAUCUUUUAUUCUCAUAUUAAUUUUAUGUUCAAUCAUCGCUGGUAUUUACAUUGUUUUUCCGGAUCAAGAUCAUCUUAUAACAGUUGAAAGUCCAUCUGAACAAACUUAUAAGAAUUUAUAUGAAAGAUAUUCCUCUACUUUACAAUGCCCUUGUUCACAAAUUUCUGUUCCUUAUGGAACAUUUCUUAAUCUUACGUUUGUUUUACAUCAAAUCUGUUCGAGUACUUUGGUUUCUUCAACAUGGUUGGAAUAUCUGGCCUUAUUCGAUCCAAAUGAUGUACCAAUGUGGACAAAAACAGAUUUUUCACGUGAUUUCCGCAGUUACGUCGAAACAAACAUUGCCGAUGCACAACAGUUAUUCAAUUCGACACAAUAUAUUAACGAACAUCUACCAUCGCAGACAUUAUUUCGUCGAGAAAAUCAAUAUAUAACAGAUUCAUUUAUUACUAAAACACGUAAUGAUUUCGCACGUAUAUCAAAAUGGGUUCAUGUUGGCAAUGUUGCCAGUCGACUUUUGACAGGUGUAAACAUGAAUUUCCGUGUAAUAUUUCAUAACGAUGGUCAAGUAGAAGCUCAAGAUAUACGCUUCUCUCUCGCUAACACGAUUACACAUCUGUUUUAUACGACAAAAGGAAAAUGUUCAUGUGCUUCUCAAAUCCGAAAUUGUUUUUUGAAAACAAUUAUUUAUUCGAAUGGAACACAAACAUUAAAAUUUUUACAAAUAUUCGAUGAAUUAAAGAUCGGUUGUAUACCUAUAGUUGGCUUUCUUCGAUCAGAAAUCGAUUGGUGGUACAAUUCGACUUAUAUUGAAAAUAUUCGAACUACUUACAAACUCGCCAUUGGCUUUGAACCUUUCCCAAAUAUCCAACCGCUUAACUCAUCAAUAUUAACACGAUUUCGAGGUAUUGAAGUCACUAAAUUAGUUGAUGAGAUGUUCAUUGAACGAAUAAUCAAUGAAAAUGAUCAAUUUGAUCUGUUCUAUAAACAAUGUGCACCAAUUGCUUGUUCAUACAAAAUUGCAAAACGACGCGAUAUGACAGUUGCAUUUCUAUUACUUAUUACUAUUUGUAGUGGACUUAAUCAAGGCCUUCGAUUGAUCAUGCCAUUGGUUGGAAAAUUUAUUUUCUCUUUAAUUAGAAGACAAACGAAUAGAAAUAUGUUCAACUUGCUCGAUUAUGAACGAACUACUCGUAUCGUCCAAAUGAAACAAGUACUAAUGUAUUUGCCUGUACGAAUUGUUCGAGUAAAUCUAUUUCAAUCAGUAUCAAUUAAUCAUACGGCCAACGUAUCCAAACAGAGAAUAUACACUCGUAUCUAUAUUAUUCUACUUAUUGUCAUUUUAAGUCUACUGGUGUUUUUUUCGUCUACGCAUGGUCGUCAUAUUACAAGAACUUAUGUGAAACCAUCGAUUGAAGACUAUGAAUAUUUGUAUGAUUUACAUGAUGGUAAUAUUGACUGUGCUUGUACAAAAAUCUCGAUUCCAUAUCGAUCAUUUGUUACAUUAUUCAAUGUCGCUGCCUUUCAUCAAAUAUGUUCAACUAAUGCUGUUGACCACAGUUUAACUGUAGGCAGAGUACUUGAAUCAGGAGAGUUGCCUAUGAAUAAGAUUGAUUUUCAAACAUGGAGCAAUGCUUUCAUUGAUGGCAUUAAAGAGAUAUGUCAAUUAGCAGAAGAAAGUGUUUUACAUGAUAUUCAAACAUUUCUUACUUCAACUAUGUUGGCAUAUAAUAUAAUACCUCGUAUGGAAUUUAAUACUAAGAUCAACAUCACAUUAAAUCAAAUGAAAUUAACAACAGUAAAAGCAUUUGCUCGAACUCUAGAUCUUCUACGUUCAACCAUACAGGGUAAUGCAUUAAUCGGUUUAUUUACAUCAUCGUGGAAGUUUGUUAAGAUCAAUAAUACGGAAGGAGAUAAUUCAAUGUUUCUCACUGUACCUACCAAUCAAAAUACAACAUGUUNAUUCAAUGUUUAUGUUCAAAAAUUGAAAACUUGGAUUGAUUCAAUUAUGCAACAACAAUAUCAACAGUCUAAUAUUCGAUAUCAUUUAGCGUAUUUUUGGCAAAUUAUCGCUGAUUUUUGUCAUAUAAGUAAUCAAACAUGGAUUGAUGUUAUCAUCAAUUUUGGUCAAUCGUAUAUUCUCAGUCCAAUGGCACUCAAUGAACAAGUUGUUCAAAGUCAAACUAAAAUGGCACUUUAUAAUUCAAUCUCAUUAGCUAAAACUAUUCUUAAACGUGAUUUACUUGUCAUUCAACGAACUACUAUCGAAAAUCAGUUUAUAUCUGGUCUAACAACAAAUUUCUAUUUAGGUUAUUUAUCAAAUAUUUCUCAAUCUAGUCAUGAUCCACAAAUGAUACCAAGAAUAUACAACAAUUGUUCUUGUUUAAAUCGCCAUGGUUGUCCACAUCCACUUGUGAUCAACACGAAUUCUAAUAAUUCAAUUCCUGGAAUGAUUGCUGACUGUUACAUGACUGAUGCAACAUUACGUUCAACACUUGAAUGUUAUUAUAAUUCUACAUGUUUUUCUCAAUUACAUGAACAAUCAAAUGUCGAAGUAGAAUUAUUAUCUAGUAAAGCAAAUAAGUAUUUUUUGACAAAUUCAACAGUACAAAUGUUGAUUGAUGAUAUUAUGAUUGAUGAUUUGAAUAUUAAGAUUUUGUUCGAAUUAUUUUAUCAACAAUGUCGACCAGCUCGAUGUUUUUACAGUUAUACAAAAUACUUCUCACUAAUCGAUAUCAUCACGACCAUUAUUGGUAUGUUUGGUCCAAGUGCAUUUAUACUGAAGUUGCUGAUGCAUUUUAUCGUUAAAUUUCUAUUACGUGAUAAAAGCCAAGAGACCAAUACGAGCGAACGACCGUUAGGAAUGAUAAUACGUCUUUAUCAAUAUCUCGGUAAGUUCCGAUUUACUUAA
This is a messenger RNA of Adineta ricciae, 4281 nucleotides long. The record is from the annotation of a GenBank genome assembly. NCBI's taxonomy places the organism in Eukaryota, Metazoa, Rotifera, Eurotatoria, Adinetida, Adinetidae.